Molecule: messenger RNA, 528 nt
Organism: Emiliania huxleyi CCMP1516
Lineage: Eukaryota; Haptophyta; Isochrysidales; Noelaerhabdaceae
Exons: 4
Coding region: 1-528 (175 amino acids)
Biological process (GO): cyclic nucleotide biosynthetic process; intracellular signal transduction
Source: RefSeq, a predicted model, not a curated record
AUGAGCAGCAGCAGCUUGGAGACCCGAGCGCUGGAGCGGUUGGUGCCGCGGUGCCUGGUUGAGGUUUACGAGGGUGCUCUGGCGUUCAUCGACAUCUCUGGCUUCUCGCGCCUCUCUGAGCUGCUAUCCGAGCGGCAUGGUGCUCAGGGUGCCGAGCUGCUGCAGACCUACAUCAACCGCUACUUUCGCUCGCUCAUCGAGGCGGCGCUUGCCUCUCCGCCCACCGCCCUGCAGUGGAUCGUGGUCGCUCACGGCGGCGACAUCCUGAAGUUCGCCGGCGACGCCUUCAUCGCCUCCUGGCGUGCCGACUCGGCCGCCUCUGCUCCCGGCCAGGCGGCCGGUGGUGGCGCUACCUGCGGCAGCAGCAGGGGCAGCAGGGCGGGCCGCGGGAGCUGCGCCCAGACCUUCUUCGACGGCGACGCUCUGGCGGCCGCGCUGAGGCCCGGGAGCCAGGCGAGCGGCGACGCCUCCGAGCCGGAGCCGUCUGUGCUCGGCUGCUGGUGCUCGAGCUCGACGGCUUCGUGGUAG